GAACAUUUCUUACACUGGUAAUUCAGCAGAGAGAAACAGAGAAAGAUGGAUGGCUUACAACAAAUAGGCCUCCCAAUUCUGGGAAUUGUAGCAGCUGCUGCUGUCACCUUCUACGCUGUAAGCUUCAACGAGAUUAGAGAGAAAUCUUUCAGAGAUUUCGAAGAUUCAGACACUGAGAAUGAAGGAUUCAGGCGAUUUCCAAGCUCCAGGGAAAAGCGUGCCAGAAGAAAAGCCGAAAAGGAUGCCAAAAGUUGAUUCACUCUGUACCCUUUUUCACUUUCUUCCUUUACAUGAUAUUACAAUAUUUUUCUUCUCUAUCGUGCUUUUGUACUACCCUUUUCUCUUCUUGUUUCUAUGACUAUAAAUUAGAUGAUUUUUUUAUUCAGAGAUUUAUGAUUUGUUUGGAUUCA
Ziziphus jujuba (common jujube) is the source of this 410-nucleotide messenger RNA. RefSeq lists its product as uncharacterized. Bases 46 to 255 code for a protein of 69 amino acids. The transcript has 2 exons. The record is from RefSeq and is a predicted model, not a curated record. Lineage: Eukaryota; Viridiplantae; Streptophyta; Magnoliopsida; Rosales; Rhamnaceae.